Alexandromys fortis (reed vole) is the source of this 9305-nucleotide messenger RNA. It is a transcript of the gene Lrrcc1, whose product is annotated as leucine rich repeat and coiled-coil centrosomal protein 1. Gene Ontology annotation, molecular function: protein binding. The record is from RefSeq and is a predicted model, not a curated record. The transcript has 19 exons. The coding region runs from base 147 to 3233 and encodes 1028 amino acids. Lineage: Eukaryota; Metazoa; Chordata; Mammalia; Rodentia; Cricetidae.
CAGCGCCCGGCGGGAAAGCGAGGCGGGCGGGCGGUUGAAGAGUCCUCGCCCCGCCCCCGCCCGCUUUCCAGCGCUCGGAAGGAGGCUGAGCAGGCUGGGACCCAGCGCUGGGCGCCGCUUAACACCCACUCCCCGUCGCCGGCGUCAUGGAGGCGGCGGUGGAUGCCGAAGUCGAACCUGAGGAUGGCGACAGCAGCUGCGCGGACGUGUGCUUCAUGGACAAAGGCCUGCAGAGUAUAUCAGAGUUAUCUUUAGAUUCAUCCCUUCAUGCCAUCAAUCUGCAUUGUAAUAACAUCUCCAAGAUCACAUCCAUUGAUCACAUUUGGAACCUACGACAUUUAGAUCUAUCAUCUAAUCAAAUAAGUCAAAUUGAAGGACUGAACACACUGACAAAACUAUGCACUUUAAACUUGUCCUGCAAUUUGAUCACAAGAAUAGAAGGACUUGAAGCACUGGUUAAUCUGACUAGACUGAAUUUGUCUUAUAAUAAUAUAAACGAUCUCAGUGGGUUGAUGCCUCUUCAUGGACUGAAGUAUAAACUUAGAUAUAUUGACCUACAUAGUAAUUGUAUAGACAGUAUCCAUCAUUUACUUCAGUGUACAGUUGGCUUGCACUUCCUAACCAAUCUUAUUUUAGAGAAAGAUGGAGAAGGUAAUCCUAUCUGUCUUGUACCAGGGUACCGAGCUAUCAUUCUCCAGACUUUGCCACAACUGAGGAUCUUAGAUUGCAAGAACAUUUUUGGUGAGCCAGUAAACUUGGAAGAAAUAAACUCAUCACGCCUACAGUGCUUCGAAGGACUUUUGGAUAACUUAGUUUCUUCUGAUUCCCCCCUGAAUAUAAGUGAGGAUGAGGUCGUUGACAGUAUGCCUAUGGCAGCACCGCCCAUGGAUGUAUUACCUCCUUUGGAGCAGUUCACCAGCACACCAGAAGAUAAUGUUCUGACCUCGCUCUUAUCUGUGUGUCCAUCUUCUGAACCAGAAAAAAUUAAUCAUGAAAACGAUUUUCAGAACGAAAUGAAACUUCAGAAAUUAGAUGAUCAAAUCUUACAGCUUCUCAAUGAAACUUCUAAUUCUUUAAUAGAUAAUGUUCCCGAGAAAGACCUCGGACCAAAGAGAGACGCAGACAUAACAUCUGAAAGUGACUAUGGGAACAGAAAAGAGUACAGUCGAAAAAUUCCCAGAAGAACAAAAAUCCCAUAUUAUGCCAGAACUAUUCAAACUAUUAAGCAUCACAAUAAAAACAACGGUGCAUUUGUAAGUUGUAAUCGCAAAAUGAGACAGCCUUACCUUAAAGAUUUAUAUGUAAGAUCGUCUUUAGUUAACUGUAAUGUUUUAAGAGACUUGGACGAGCAGAAGACUGACAUAAUUAAAGUAGACAAAAGUGUCUUGGACGACAACACUUACCGGUCCCUCUUGGAACAGUUAGACCAAGAGAGAGAGAUGAGGUGGAAAGCUGAGCAAGCUGAAAAGAAACUUAUGGAUUAUAUCGAAGAGCUCCUUAAGCAAGCAAGUGAGAAAAAAGAUGUUCACAGCCUGGCUCUCAUUACCACAGACAGGCUAAAGGAUGUUAUUUUUAAAGAGAGACAUUCCAAGGCUCAACUUGAAAUUAUAGUUCACAGACUUCAAAAUGAAGUUAAAAAGCUAACUAUUGAACUAAUGAAAGCACAAGAUCAACAGGAAGAUCACAUCAGACACUUGAGAACCCUGGAAAAGGCAUUGGAAAAAAUGGAGAAGCAGAAAGCACAGCAGCAGCAGGCACAGAUGAGACUUCUCCAAGAGGUGGAGCUCAAAGCCUCGGCUGCUGAUCGAGAAAUAAACUUACUUCGAACUUCUCUUCACCAAGAAAAGGAGCAAGUGCAACAACUUCAUGAACUUCUGGCAUUGAAAGAAGAGGAACACAGGAAAGAAAUUGAAACUAGGGAGUUUUUCAGUGAUGCAGAGUUUCAGGAUGCACUAGCUAAAGAAAUGUCCAAAGAAGAAAGAAAGCAUGAGCAAGAAGUAAAAGAAUACCAAGAAAAAAUUGAUAUAUUAAACCAGCAGUAUUUGGAUUUAGAAAACGAAUUCCGUAUUGCUUUAACUGUGGAAGCCAGAAGAUUUAAAGAUGUUCAAGAUGGUUUUGAAGAUGUUGCAACUGAGUUAGCCAAGAGCAAACAUGCUCUUAUUUGGGCUCAACGCAAAGAAAAUGAAUCAUCAUCUUUAAUUAAAGAUCUGACCUGUAUGGUGAAGGAACAAAAGACAAAACUCUCAGAAGUCUCCAAAUUGAAACAGGAAGCAGCCGCGAAUUUACAGAAUCAAAUCAACACUCUGGAAAUUUUGAUUGAAGAUGACAAGCAGAAGAGCAUUCAAAUAGAAAUUCUUAAGCAUGAAAAAACGCAGCUUAUUUCUGAGCUAGCAGCCAAGGAGUCACUGAUCUAUGGUUUAAGGACAGAACGAAAAGUAUGGGGACACGAACUCGCACAUCAGGGAUCGUCACUAGCUCAGAGUCGUGGGAAAUUGGAAGCCCAAAUUGAAAGUUUAUGCAGAGAGAAUGAAUCUCUGAGAAAAAGCCAUGAAAGUGACUGUGAUGCCUUGAGAAUAAAGUGCAAAAUCAUCGAGGACCAAACUGAAACCAUCAGAAAAUUAAAAGACUGUUUACAAGAAAAAGAUGACCAAAUCAAAUUAUUACAAGAAAAGAUCACUUUCGUAGAAAAAUGUACUCAAGAGCAACUUAGUGAAAAAUGUUCACAACUAGAUAAUGUGAUUGAAAAAUUAGAAAGACACAAUGAGAGAAAGGAAAAACUAAAACAACAGUUGAAAACAAAGGAAUUAGAACUUGAAGAAAUCAGAAAAGCUUACAGCACAUUAAAUCAGAAAUGGCAUGAUAAAGGAGAACUACUCUGUCAUCUUGAAACACAAGUAAAAGAAGUCAAAGAAAAAUUUGAAAACAAAGAAAAGAAACUUAAAGCAGAGAGAGACAAAAGCCUUGAGCUACAAAAGGAUGCACUAGAAAAGCUUCAAAGCAUGGAUGAUGCUUUUAAAAAACAAGUUGAUGCAAUUGUUGAAGCUCAUCAAGCUGAAAUAAUACAACUAACAAAUGAGAAGCAGAAAUAUAUUGAUUGUGCGAAUUUAAAGUUUAUUUAUAUGAUGGAUUACAUUGAUAGAUUUUUGUGUGCUGGACCAGCCCUGCAUCUCUGGGAUGAAGCCUACUUGAUCAUAACGGAAGAGGGUAUUUUUUUUUGGGGGGGGGGGGUUUGAUGUUUUCUUGGAUUUGGGUUUGCUACCAUUUUUGAGAAUUUUUGCAUUGAUGUUCAUGAGUGAGAUUGGUUGGUAUGUAGUUUUCUUUCUUAUUUGAGCCUUUUUGUGCUUUGGGUAUCAGAGUAACUGUAGCUUCAUAAAAAGAGUUUGGCAAUGACUCUUUUUGUUUCUACUAUGUGGAACACAUUAAGGAGUAUAGGUAUUAGCUCUUCUUGGAAGUUCUGGUAGAAUUCUGCACUAAAACUAUCUGGCCCUGGGCUUUUUUUGUUGGGAGGUUUUUGAUAACAGCUUCUAUUUCCUUGCGAGUUAUAGGUCUAUUAAAUUGCUCACCUGGUCUUGAUUUACUUUUGGUACAUGGUAUUUAUCUAAAAAAUUGUCCAUUUCUUUUACAUUUUCCAAUUUUGUAAAGUAAAGGCUUUUGUAAUAAGAACAAAUGAUUCUCUGAAUUUCCUCAAUGUCUGUUGUUAUGUCCACCUUUUCAUUUCUGAUCUUGUUAAUUUUAGUGUUCUCUCUCUGCCUUUUGAUUAAUUUGGAUGUGGGUUUGUUCAUCUUGUUGAUUUUCUCAAAGAAUCAGCUCUUUGUUUCAUUGAUUCUUUGGAUUGUUUUCUGUAUUUCUGUUUUGUUGAUUUCAGCCCUUAGUUUGAUUAUUUUCAGUCUUCUACUCCUCUUGCGUGAGUCUGCUUCUUUUAUUUCUAGAGCUUUCAGGUGUGCUGUUAAGUCUCUAAUGUGACCUUUCUCUGUUUUCUUUAUGUGGGCAUUUAGUGCUAUGAACUUUCCUCUUAGCACUGCUUUCAUAGUGUCCCGUAGGUUUGGGUAUGUUGUGCCUUCGUUUUCAUUGAAUUUAAGGAAGACUUUAAUUUCUUUCUUUAUUUCUUCCUUGACCCAGGGGUGGUUUAGUAGUUUACUGUUCAGUUCCCAUGAGUUUAUACGCUUUCUGUGGGUAAUAUUGUUGUUGAAUUCUAACUUUACUCCAUGGUGAUCCGAUAAGACUCAGGUGGUUACUAAAAUUUUUUUGUGUGUGUCUGUGGAUGUUUGCUUUGUUACCGAGUAUGUGAUCAAUUUUUGAGAAGGUUCCAUGAGGUGCUGAGAAGAAGGUAUAUUCUUUCCUAUUUGGGUGGAAUGUUCUAUAGAUGUCUGUUAAGUCUCUUAUUUCUCUGCUAAGUUUCUGCCUGGUUGACCUGUCCAUUGGUGAGAAAGGAGUGUUGAAAUCUCCUACUAUUAGUUUGUGGGGUUUGAUGUGUGAUUUGAGUUCUAGUAAUGUCUCUUUUACAUAUGUGGGUGCUUUUAUAUUAGAGGCAUCAAUAUUCAUGAUUGAGACUUCAUCAUGAUGAAUUGUUCCUGUUUGAGUAUAAAGUGUCCUUCUCCAUCUCUUCUGACUGAUUUUAGUUUGAAAUCAAUUUUGUUAGAUAUUAGGAUAGCCACAGCCACUUGUUUCUUAGGUCUAUUUGAUUGGAAAACCUUUUCCCAACCCUUUACUCUGAGGUAGUGUCUGUCUUUGAGGUUAAGGUGUGUUUCUUGUAAACAACAGAAUGCUGGAUCCUGUUUUCAUAUCCAUUCUCUUAACCUGUGUCCUUUUAUAAAUGAAUUGAGUCCAUUGAUAUUAAGUGAUAUUAAUGAGCAGUGGUUGUUAACUCUGGUUAUUUUUUAGUUGUAGUGUUUGUGUGUUUCCCUUUUUUGAGUUGUGUUGGUGGAGGGUUAUCAGAUGUCUCUGCUAUUAUGGGUAUUGUUGGCUUCCAUGUGUUGAGGAUUUCCUACUAGUACUUUCUGUAAGGCUGGGUUUGUGGCUACAUAUUGUUUAAAUCUGUUUUUGUCAUGGAAUAUCUUGUUUUCUCCAUCAAUGGUGAAAGAAAGCAUUGCUGCGUAUAGUAGUCUGGGCUUGAAUCCACGGUCUCUUGGUGUCUUCAACACAUCUAUCCAAGACUUUCUGGCUUUCAUGGUUUCUAUUGAGAAGUCAGGUGUAAUUAUGAUAGCUUUACUUGAUCUUUUACUUGAUCUUUUUCCUUUGCAGCUCAUAAAAUUCUUUCUUUAAUUCUGUAUGUUUUGUGUUUUGAUUAUUAUAUGACGAGAGGAUGGGUUGUUUUUUGUAUUUUUUUUUUCGGUCUAUCUGGUGAUCUGUAAGCUUAUUGUACCUUCAUAGGGAUAUCCUUCUUUAGUUUGGGAAAGUUUUCUCCUAUAAUUUUGUUGAAUAUAUUUUUCUGGGCCUUUGAGCUGGAGUUUUCUCCAUCUUCUACCCCUAUUAUUCUUACGUUUGGUCUUUUUAUGGUGUCCCAGAUUUCUGGGAUGUUUUGUGUUAAGAAUUUGUUGGGUUUGAUGUUUUCUUUGAUCAAUGAGUCUAUUUCCUCAAUAGUAUCUUCAGCACCUGAGAUUCUUUCUUCUCUCUUGUAUUCUGUUGGUUAUUCUUGUCUCUGUAGUUCAUGUUUGUUUACCCAGAUUUUCCAUAUCCAGCCAUCCCUCUGUUUGUUUUUUCUUUCUUUAUUACCUUCAUUUCGGUCGUCAAGUCUUGAACUGUUUCCUUUACCUGUUUGAUUGCUUUUUCUUGGUUUUCUUGGGUAUCUUUGAGGGAUUUAUUCAUUUCUUCUAACUUUUUGUUUGUCAUCUCUUCCAUUUCUUUAAGGGAGUUUUUCACUUAGGUCUCCAUCAUUUUCCUAAGGUUAUGUUUAAAGUCGAUUUCUUCUACUUCUUCUGGGUUAGGAUGUUCAAGUCUUCCUGUUUGCUGGAUUCUGGUGUUACCAUGUUGCUUUUCAGAAUGUUGGAGGAAUUCUUGCAUUGGCACCUACCCAUCUCUUCCUUCAUAUGAGGCCAGCAGAAUCUUAGUGUCAUGGUCCAAUCCUUGCUAUAGCUGACUGAGUACUGGGGAGUUUUUCUCUAGUAGGUCCCCUCGGCACUGCUGCAGGCUCUCAGAUCCCCUCAGCCCUGAAGCAGGCUGUGUUGGGGGUUUCAAGGACCUCACAGAUGAAAAGGUGGGUUGGCGGCAGAGUGGGAUGAGGUAAAGAAAGCAGCAGGAACACUCUCCGCUGGAUGGCCAGAAAAGCUAAGAGAAUUGGAGGUGGCCUGCAUUCCAUGCUCCAAGACUGUCCCAGAGAGUGGCACUUCAGGCCGCCUGGCCGGGUGGGCCCUUACUCAACUCUGAGGUUCCCCUCAGCAUGGGAGCAGGGUCUCUUGCAGGGUUCCAAGUACCUCUCAGACAAAAAGGCUGGUUUGGGGCCUGGGUGGGAUGGGACAAAGAAGUCCCAGAGGCAGGAACACUCCCCGCUGGCUCUCUAGUCCCCUCAGUCCUGAAACAGGCUGUGUUGGGGGUUCCAAGGACCUCGCAGAUGAAAAGGCAGGCUUGGGGGCAGGGUGGGAUGGGGUAAAGCCAGCAGCAGGAACACACCUUGCUGGAUGGCUAGAAAAGCUUAAGGAAUUGGAGGGGGCCUGGAUUCAGUCCCCUAGGACUGUCCCAGAGAGAUGCACUUCAUGCUGUCCAGCCGUGUGGCCCCUUACUCACCUCUCCUGUUCUCCUCAGCAUGGGAGCAGGGUUUCUUGCAGAGUUCCAAGGACCUCGCAGACAAAAAGCAAGAAAUGCUUUCUUAUGCUGGUUUUUAACAGACAAACUCUGGGGAGUCCUGCUGCCUGAGGUUUAUUACACAGUUAAGUUUGUAUUGUGUUAGAAGUUGCAAGCUUCUCUUUUCAGGAUGGUCCUGAGGGACUUCCUGGUGCUGCAUGGUUUAUUUCAUUAUGUAAUGAGUUCUUGAGAAUUCUUAAGUCCAAAGGCCUUGCUCCUGAUCAUCCUGAAGAUCUCUACCAUUUAACUAAGAAAGGAGUUCCUGUUCCCAAGCCUCUGAAAUGAACAGAAAGGACAUGGAUGCUAAAUUCUACCUGAUUCUGAUAGAGCCGGAUUCACCGAUUGGCUCCUUAGUAUAAGAUUAAGUGGGUCCUUCCAUCCAGCUGGAAUUAAGAGUCAUCCACAGUCUCUGUCUUAAUGGCGUAAAUUUGUCUUGUGUGCUAAAGCAACAAAAUUACUUUAAAUUAAAAAAAAAAACUAGAAAAAUAGAAUCAGAGCUUAAAAUAAUCAGACACAGGAAGUAUAUAGCUCCUGAGGCAUCACAGAUGAAGGUAACAAUUUAAAUUAGGAAAAGUUGGAACUGGAGAGUUGGCUCUAAGGUUGAGAGUACUAGGCUCUUGGAGAACACCCAAGCUUGGUCCCCAGCACCCACAUGGUGGCUCACAAUCAACUGUAACUCUGGUCCCAAGGAUCACUAAGCAUGAUUGUGGUAAGCGUAUAUGUAUGCAGGCAAAACACACAUGCACAUAAAAUAAUAAAUUAGGAAAAGUCAUUUUCUAAAGGAAACGAAAUUAGGAGAUCUGUAUCAAGGAGGUAAGGAAUGAAGUGAUAGAAAAAAGUGGUCAUAGUUAGCUGUGUCAGACACGGUGAGCUACAUAGAAGAAUCAAGCAGAAGUCUGUAGUAUGUCAUACAAGGGUCUUAGGGGAAUUUGGGUUAUGAAUGGAUGGUAAAAUUAUAUUUCAAAGGUGUAAGACAGACCUUUAGAAAUGGUAGAGGGGCCGAAUUAAAGAGAGAUUGCUUUGGGAGGGAAGUUGUGUGAGUUGGAGAUCUUUAAGGGGUGAAUGUUUUAAGUUGAACUCAGCAUUGGCAGGCAGCUCAGAGCAAUGGAAUAUUGGAACCAGAAAACUGGGUUUCUGUUCUCUCUAUAAAACAGGGAUUUCACAUUUUCUAAGCUCAAAAUGCAUGUAAACACAUUGCUUUCUUUUUUUCAGGAGACUCCAGACUAAAUAGGUAACACACUUGAAAGUACUGUAUAUAGUCUUCAGUUUUAUCAUUUGAGAAACAGUUGCAUCUUGCUAACUUCACUUAGUGAAUCACAAAUUAUAGAGUACAUAAAAUACAUCAUUGACUUUCAAAAUGCACUUAAAUUUUUUUUUUUUAGAAAAUUAAAAUGUAAAAUGUAUACAUUGGUUUAGGUUCAGCAAGUUGAAGAAGAAAUGCGAGGACUUCUGGAAGAAACAUGCAAGAACAAAAAAAUAAUGGAAGGAAAAAUUAAGCAACUUGCUUGUGCUCUAAGUGAAAUUCAGAAAGAAAUGUGAUGUUUGUGGGAACAAAUUUAAUUGAAAUGGACCAACAGACCUAUUGUACAAAUAAUUAAAUACUGUAACCGUAGUAACUGCUAUGACUUUGAAAUGUCUCUUUCUACACAUUUCAUUAUGAAUUUUUAAGAGACUUGAUGAAAUAAUUGUAUGUGUAGGAUUUUUAUAAUAAACUAUUGAUAAUUAUAUAUAUAUAUUAGAAUAACCUAUCAUAAUAACUAGACUUCAAGCACUUUUUCUUGUCUUUGUCCUGUAUGUACCUUGUUGGUAAUUACACGUUUAUUUGCAGACUUGUAAAGGAAGGUUAGAAUUUGAGUAAAGGAGAGAGGAGAGAAAGUAAUCAUUGUUGUUAACUUGUGCUAGUGCAGAACUAAUUAUAUUUAUGGGUUUUCCUUUAGUUGAUGUAGCUCUGUUCUUUCAAAGCAUCUAUAACAUGUAGCCAAAAGUUUAAAGUCUAUAUGAUUUUUUUAAAAAAAUGUUGUCAUUCAGAAAGCAGGUGUAGCUAUCUCCACAUGCUCGGUCUCCUCUUUUCUGGUGUAUUUGUUUCAUUAAAGAUGACAUUUAUACUUUUAUAAAUAUUGUCUGAUCUAGAAGAGCACUCAGUCCUACCAUCACCCAUACUUUCAGUCACUGCAUGAAGAGACGUCUGACUUUGCAACUGGAAACACGUCAUUUACUAGCAUGUCUUGAAUUGCUACGUCACGCCGUCACCUCUUACACUGGAAAAUAUACUCCUGUGCCAUUUCUGAAAGGAAGAAAAUGUAACACAUUUGAAAACUAGUGUCAUUAGUAAACUAAAUUUUAAAAAGUAAGUAAAACCCAAAUAAUAAGUGUUCUUACAGGAAAGAGUCUUGUGUGCUCUUAGAGCUGAGCAACAUACUGCAGUCGGCUAAUAUCAGAAAAACCAACAUGUAAUAGGCGUCUUGGAAGCAAGAUAAAGAAUAGCUGCAAACCUACUAAAUUUGAUUUUAAAUAAUUAAUCAAGAUAA